This is a messenger RNA of Fusarium oxysporum Fo47, 1536 nucleotides long. RefSeq names its product Tannase/feruloyl esterase. The record is from RefSeq and is a predicted model, not a curated record. The transcript has 2 exons. Lineage: Eukaryota; Fungi; Ascomycota; Sordariomycetes; Hypocreales; Nectriaceae. Bases 1 to 1536 code for a protein of 511 amino acids.
AUGCCCGUACCAGUUGAAUCAUGCAACGACAUAACUCCCCCGAUCGUACCAGGUGCCAUAAUCAGAUCCGUCAAAAGUCGAAUCUACCGCGACCACUCCGUCCAUGCAUUUCCUCCAACAUUACUUCAAAAUGUCACGCAUCUAAACAUCUGUGAAGUAAAUGUCACUCUAUCCCAUUGGAAUGAAGACGAUACCGUUCUUGUGCAGACGUGGCUGCCUCUUGGCAACUGGAAUUCCCGUUAUCUCGCUGUUGGAGGCGGUGCUUGGGCAGCUGGGCUUGGUCAAUUUGAUCUUGCUCUCCCUGCUUCUCAAGGCUACGCUGUCUCUUCCACAAACGCUGGACUCAGCGGGAACCCAAUUGACCCGUCAGAUUGGGCCUUGAAGCCAGAUGGCACCGUCAAUUAUGGUCUUCUCAAGAACUUUGCUUCACGAUCUGUGCACGAUAUGGCAGUGGUCGGCAAGGCAGUUACAUCUUCUUUCUACAAGGUCCCGGCUAAGAAGGCAUACUUCAAUGGCUGCUCUACUGGGGGCCGUCAAGGUUUGGCGGCAGCACAGCAGUAUCCCAGUGAUUUCGAUGGAAUUCUUGCUGGGGCUCCCGCCAUCUACUGGUCGGAGUAUGUUAUCGCUGAGCUUUGGCCUCAAGCUGUGAUGAAAAACGCGAACUAUUAUCCAUCGACAUGUGAACUGGAUGCAUUUGUAUCAGCAGCAGUGGAAUCGUGCGAUGGAAAAGACGGCGUCACGGAUGGCGUGAUUACAGAGCCAUUCACCUGCAAGUACGACCCUUUCACUCUUGUGGGCCAAAGAACUGAGUGCGGAAAGGAGAGCAUAGUGAUCAGCCAAAUUGCUGCCUCAAUAGUUAGCAAGAUAUGGAGAGGACCAACUGACUCAAGAGGCAAAUCUCUAUGGUAUGGGAUGCCCAAGGGUGCAUCACUUGCUGAAUUGGCUGCUAUGAAGACAGUGAAUGGGACAACCACUGGUGCACCGUUCUUUGUGGCUGAUACAUGGGCACGCAACUUCGUCAAGACAGACCCGAGCUUUGACACAUCACAACUCGAUAUCGCUGGCUUCGAGAAGCUAUUUUCACAGUCCCGGGAUAGGUUUGGUCACAUCAUGGACUCAUCUGACCCCAAUCUCCAACCAUUCAAGAAAGGGGGUGGAAAGGUGAUUAUCUGGCAUGGUCUGAGUGAUCAGUUGAUCUAUCCUCAAGAUAGCGUCCGAUACUUCAGAGAAGUGGAAAGGAACUUCAAAUCCAAGGGGAAAGACGAGGACCUGGGUAACUUUAUUCGCCUGUUUCUUGCCCCUGGGGUUGAUCAUUGUGGGUUUGGCAAAAGCGCUGGUGCUGUACCAACAGAUCCAUUUGGGGCACUGUUGGCUUGGGUUGAAGACGAGAAGCCUCCUCAUACAUUGGAUGCGCAUACGAAAGCAGACGCACUCACCCAGUUCUCACGAAAGAUAUGCCAGUAUCCUGCAGUGGCAAAAUACAAGGGUAGGGGGAACACGAACGACUCCAAGAACUACAUUUGUGCCAUUCCAUAA